Dentiscutata heterogama is the source of this 784-nucleotide messenger RNA. NCBI's taxonomy places the organism in Eukaryota, Fungi, Glomeromycota, Glomeromycetes, Diversisporales, Gigasporaceae. The record is from the annotation of a GenBank genome assembly.
AUGGAAAAAGAGAAUUCUUCAACACCUCCAUUAAAUCGUAAUACUGAUGAAACAAAUAUAUUUACUUCUUCAAUAUUUGAUACCUUACAAAAUGAAUCGGACUCUUUAAUAACUGAACAGAUAACUUCAAAUCCCUCUUCUUAUACUCUGCUUGAUUCUCCAUCACUACCUACUUCUCAUAAUUCAACGAAUAAACAAAAGGAGGUUUGGUUUUCGGAUAUAAAUAGUUUGAAUGAUAUUUUUGCUUCUUUAGGUACUUCUAAUGCUUUAACAAAAAAUUCUAAAAUUGAUGAUAGUAAAAAAGAUAUUAUUGAAUGUAGUAAACUAGUUGAUAAUAAUAACUUGAAAAACCUUUUAAUUGAUGAUGUUAAAUCUAGCGAACAUAAUGAUUCAUUUAACGUUUCCCAAAAUUCCUUCGAUUUAUCUUCUCAAAUUCCCAAUUCUCAACAAGAAUUUCUUAAUAAUUCUUCUUCAAUUCCAAUGUCUUCACCUUCUUUUGAUUACCUUGCGUCAAUAGAAACUUCAAAAUCUGCUUCUCCUUCUCCUUUAUUCUGUCAACCUCAAAAUUUAUUAAAAAUUGAUAUCAUUCAAUGUCAAUUUGAAUAUUUUGGUGGAAAACCUUCUGCUGUUAUAAAUUCAAAAUAUCUUGGUGAUUUAGCUUUUUUAUAUAGAAUUAGAGAUUCUAUGCAAUCUGAAGGUGGGGGUGAAAUUUCUUUUUGUUUAAAUGGAAUGUCGGAUGAAGUUUCUAUUCCAUUUAACCAAUUGACCGGAUUCAAGAUCACUA